This is a messenger RNA of Plasmodium vivax (malaria parasite P. vivax), 1089 nucleotides long. RefSeq lists its product as hypothetical. The record is from RefSeq and is a predicted model, not a curated record. The coding region runs from base 241 to 1089 and encodes 282 amino acids. The transcript has 2 exons. NCBI's taxonomy places the organism in Eukaryota, Apicomplexa, Aconoidasida, Haemosporida, Plasmodiidae.
AUAUUACCAAGGAAUAAUUUUAUAACUUUUUUAGGUUUAAUAUUUUGUAUUAAUAUGUGUUUCUUCAAUUCUUUUUGUUCAUCUUUUUUUUGAAUUUUUUGUUUUUAAUUAUGUUUUAAAUUUUUUAAAUUAAAAUUCAUUGUACCAUUUUGUUCAUAAAUUUGAAAGGGGCCAAAAGAAAAACAUAAAAUUACAUAUAUUACUAUACAUUUAUCUAUAUAUGUAAGAAAAAAUAUAAGAAUGCAUGAAAACAAUUUACCUACCACGAGCCUGGGAAUUAUUAAAAAAUUCCCACAAAUAGGCAGAACAAAUAUGUUUCUUUUUCAUGUUAAAGUGUUAAUAUUUGCCUUCUUUUUCUGGAAUUCUUCAAAUUCCAAUAAAAGUUCAUUUAAUAAGUCAUGUGAUGAAAAACGUUGUGAGCAGAACGUUUUCAGUGUUAAAAAGUCUAGAGUUUUAACCGAGUAUGAUAGUUACGAUAGCGGAAGUCAGUCAAAUCUAUAUUCCUUAGAGGAUAUGGAAGAUGACGAAAGAGAAGAACGCUUACGAGAAUUGAUAUCUUAUUAUAAUAAGUUUCUAAACUAUUAUCCAGAACUUAACACCAAAGACAAAAUUAUCAAAUUAAAAAAUCCUGAAUCAACACGAAGACGAAAUUAUGUAGCUAAUGGAAAAGAAAAUGUGCAACAAGUUAAUUCAGUACCCGAAAGAUCAUAUGAAUAUGACGAAGUAGACAACCUCGAGGACACGGAAGAAUUCGAAGAAUUUGAAAUUGUGAUUGAAACUCAUCAUUUUGAAGAACCAGAUUAUCUUGAUGAGUAUCUGGAUUUGGACAUAGACAUUGAGGAUAAAGAUCUAACGACACUUGAUGGAAUCUAUGAAGAAAUGAGUACGUUUAAACGGAAAUAUUUGGAAAUUAGGAAUAAAAUUAUUGCAUAUAUUAACAACUUUAAUUGGAAUAGUGAAUUAAUUUAUGAUUACAUGCUUGUAUUUCUACCACUGAGUAUAUUACUAACCAUUUUCUGUUUACAUUAUGCAUCACCCAAUGUUUUUAUUACCACGGGUGUUGCGGCAUUGACUUUGUUUGUAUUAUAA